Molecule: messenger RNA, 1389 nt
Organism: Akanthomyces muscarius
Lineage: Eukaryota; Fungi; Ascomycota; Sordariomycetes; Hypocreales; Cordycipitaceae
Exons: 2
Coding region: 1-1389 (462 amino acids)
Source: RefSeq, a predicted model, not a curated record
AUGGCACUGAGAUCGGCCCUCGCCUCGGCGCUCCUGCUCGCUGGCGCCGUCUCCGCCGACUGCUCCAACAAGCUUGCCGUCAGCUACCCUGCGCCCGAGGCUGCCAAGGGCUGGUCGUACCAGCUCGUUGCCAGUGGCUUCAAGAAGCCCCGCGGCAUUGAGUUCGACAAAGACGGCGGCCUCCUGGUCAUUGACGCCGGUGCCGGUCUUGUGCACCUCAGCCUCAAAGAUGAGGGCAACGCCUGCCUCUCCGUCGACAAGAAGACGACGCUCAUCGACAGCAAAGAGCUCAACCACGGCAUUGCCCUGACGGAUGACGGCAAGACACUGUAUGCCUCCUCGGCGGACAAUGUCUACGAGUGGACGUACGACUCCAAGGCCGUCAAGCUCGGCGACACCAACCGCACCAUUGUCACCAACAUGAGCACGUCGGACCACACCACACGCACGCUGCUCCUCUCCAAGAAGAAGCCCGGCAUGCUGCUCGUCUCCCGCGGCAGCCAGUCCAACGAGGACAACAACGCCACCGAGCUCGACUCGGGCCACUCACAGAUCCGCAGCUUCGACCUGUCCAAGCUCGGCUCCAGCAGUGGCGCCAAGCCAUACGAGUACCUCGACGGGCACGUCAUUGGCUGGGGCCUGCGCAACUCGGUCGGUGUGGCCGAAGAUGCCCUGGGCGGCCUCUGGUCCGUCGAGAACUCGGUCGACGAGCUGCACCGCAAGGGCCAGGACAUCCACCAGGACAACCCCGCCGAAGAGCUCAACUACCACGGCACUAUUGACAAGCCCGACGACAAGCAGUCCCAGGGCGGCAACUAUGGCUACCCCGUCUGCUACGCCAUCUGGAGCACCAAGAACUUCCCGGAACUCGGCACACUGAGCACCGCGUCGCAGUUCCCCGACGACGACGCCCCCGGCAACGUCACUGACGCCGCCUGCAACGACGAGUACGUCGCCCCACGCCUCGCCUUCCAGGCUCACACGGCGCCGCUCGACAUCAAAUUUGAUGCCGAUGGCACCAACGCCUACGUCUCAUUCCACGGCAGCUGGAACCGCGAGGACCCCGUCGGGUACCGCAUCGCUAGCGUCGCCUUCAAGGACGGCCAGCCGACCGCCGGCAAGGACAGCAUGGACGCCGCCGUCGACGUGCUCACCACAAAGGACCUCUCCAACUGCCCGGACAACUGCUUCCGCCCCGUGGGCCUCGCCUGGGACAGCAAGGGCCGGCUCUGGUUCUCAUCGGACAGCACGGGCGAGAUCUUCGUCAUGCAGCAUGACAGCAGCUCGGGUGGUGGUGGCAAGGACGGAAAAAGUGUUGGCAGUCGCCGGGCUCCCGAGCUUGCUGCAGCGGCAUUUGUGGCUCUUGCUGUUGCUGCUCUUCUGUCGUGA